AUGGUCAACUCAUCAGAGCACGGUUUGGCUCGUGUCGUCCACCACAAGGACUAUUACUUACGCGGUGGUGAUAUGACCGUAUUGGUCGAGAAUCAUCUCUACCGGAUACAUAGUCAUUUCUUCGAGCGCGAAUCAUUGUUCUUCCGCCAGAAGUUCCAGUCGGCCGAAGGCGAGGAACGCGGCUCAUCGGACAACAAUGCCUAUACCUUGGACGACGUCAAGAGCGAAGACUUUGCGCGUUUUCUUUGGGUCUUUUAUAACCCUAAAUAUUCGCUCUAUGAGGCUCCUCUCGAGACCUGGCUGAGUAUCCUACACCUCGCCAACCGGUGGAGCUUCUGCAACGUCAAGGAGCUCACCGUGCGUGAACUUGAGAAGAUUCAAAUAGAACCCGUCGAGAAGAUCGCAAUCUAUCACGAGUACACUAUCAACAAGCUCUUCCUCGUCCCAUCGUACAUUGCUAUUUGCAAGAGAGAUAAACCCUUGUCCUUUGCUGAGGGCAUGCAGCUUGGGAUGGAGACCGUUCUCCGUAUUGCAGACGCUCGUGAGCGGGCUCGCCAGCGUGCUGCAGAGAGCGGUAUUCGGACGCCUACGUUUGACGACUUCGAAGACAAUGAGCUGGAAACUAUGAUCAGGGAGGUCUUUGGAAUAGCGUCGCGACCGACGUCCCCGACUCCGCAGACCAGUAAUUCAACUAGCUACACCAAUGGCUCGACCUACACAAGUAGCACGAAGGUCAACGGAACGGCACCACCGAAAGUCAAUGGCGGUCCUUCAAUUCGUACCAACGGUACAUCCAUCCCUGACCCAACUACUCGUUCUUCAACUCGUACCAACGGUCCAUCCAUCCCUGACCCGACUGCUCGUUCCUCCGUUGACACGAUGCGCACAUUCGCCACAGCCAUGGAAUCGCGCCCUACUUCCUCGUCUUCUUCGGCAUCUGCCCAUGCAUCAUCGUCGCCAGAUGUUGAACCCAAGCCAGCUGACCCGACAUCUGAUACUAAGCCCACACCCCCGGAGAAGCCCAACGCAACGGUACCCGAGCACGUGAGCUCUCCCUUCACCACGACCCCCUCUACCGCCGACCCAUUAAAGACUGGUUCGUGGAACAGACCAAAUGGAACGGGUGAGCCUUCAUCAGUGGCGAGUCCUGUACUUAUCCUGUUCUGA
This is a messenger RNA of Suillus paluster, 1167 nucleotides long. RefSeq lists its product as uncharacterized. The record is from RefSeq and is a predicted model, not a curated record. The transcript has 3 exons. Bases 1 to 1167 code for a protein of 388 amino acids. Lineage: Eukaryota; Fungi; Basidiomycota; Agaricomycetes; Boletales; Suillaceae. Gene Ontology annotation, molecular function: protein binding.